UCUGUUGCAGUAGCUCCAUCAGACGAGCAAAUUGAGAAGAAGACGACGAAGGAGGUAAAGGGCAAAAGAGAGAGAAGAAAUGGGUUGGAUCGGUGAGAGCGUGGACUCCAUCAAAUCCCUUCAGAUCCGGCAGGUCCUCACCCAGGCCAUCAGUCUCGGUAUGAUUGUUACAUCUGCGCUUAUAAUAUGGAAGGCUUUAAUGUGUGUCACCGGCAGUGAGUCUCCUGUAGUUGUUGUUUUGUCUGGAAGUAUGGAACCUGGUUUCAAGAGGGGGGACAUUUUAUUCUUGCACAUGAGUAAAGAACCCAUUCGUGCAGGAGAAAUUGUUGUUUUUAAUAUUGAUGGCCGUGAAAUUCCAAUUGUCCAUCGCGUCAUUAAGGUUCAUGAACGAAAAGAUACAGGAGAAGUUGAUGUCCUAACAAAAGGAGAUAACAAUUAUGGGGAUGACAGGCUUCUGUAUGCUCAGGGUCAGCUGUGGCUACAACGGCAUCAUAUCAUGGGCAGAGCUGUAGGGUUUUUACCUUAUGUUGGCUGGGUGACAAUUAUCAUGACUGAGAAACCUAUUAUUAAGUAUAUUCUAAUUGGCGCGUUGGGGUUGCUUGUUAUAACAUCAAAGGACUAAAUGAAGUAAACUCCGGGGGUCUUGAAUCUGCUAAAUUUCUUAAUUGUAUGAGACAAUUUUACCUGAUAGAUUACAGCAGAAUAGUUGGUUAAUGUUAUUAACAUCUAUUUUAAGUUUCUCCUUUCCUGAACUAAAA
Molecule: messenger RNA, 758 nt
Organism: Pyrus x bretschneideri (Chinese white pear)
Lineage: Eukaryota; Viridiplantae; Streptophyta; Magnoliopsida; Rosales; Rosaceae
Product: signal peptidase complex catalytic subunit SEC11A-like
Exons: 8
Coding region: 80-622 (180 amino acids)
Cellular component (GO): membrane; signal peptidase complex
Molecular function (GO): serine-type endopeptidase activity
Source: RefSeq, a predicted model, not a curated record